This is a messenger RNA of Fusarium falciforme, 1041 nucleotides long. RefSeq lists its product as hypothetical. Lineage: Eukaryota; Fungi; Ascomycota; Sordariomycetes; Hypocreales; Nectriaceae. The transcript has 2 exons. Bases 1 to 1041 code for a protein of 346 amino acids. The record is from RefSeq and is a predicted model, not a curated record.
AUGGAUCCUACCUCCGACCCAACUCAUGAUCCCAUUGAGGAACUGUUGGCAGACGCCAGCCAGCCUACCAGUUUUGCCAUGCCAGCAGGGCAAGACGAUGAUUCCUCAUCUGGACCUGUAAAGACCAAAGACAGCAUGCAGCUGGUUGGAGACGAGCUCAGAAAGGAUGUUACCGAGCCAAAUGCCUCUGUCGAAGAUGGCAUCGCUCCUGCUCCUUUCAUGAUUGGACUUGAACCGUCUGCAAAGUACCCAGAUCAACGUGAUGCCUUUACCCAACUUCUGGGCAUGGCAGGAAUCACACGCAUGUUUGCGGCUCUCAACAUUGUUUCCGCUCGGAGAGCUCGCAAACAGACCGAGCCAUACUCCCUGAACAAGCCUGAGGAGUACGUGUCUGCCUUCAACGAAGGAACAGAUGCGGCCAUCAAGGCUCUCACCGUGGGCCCCCUUGCGGGUUUCUACGAUGCGACUCUUGGCGGAACGACCCAGACAGAGGAGAUUCUGGUCAAACGUUCGGAGCUGCACGAUUUCGUUCUGCGCCGGAUCUUCAGCGGUCUGGUGUCAGUUGGCAAGACGCAGAUGGACGAGCUCGACAAUGUCCUGACUGACUUUGUGUCUUCCUUGAAGUCUUACAAAUGCACUCCAACGGCCGACCAGCCAACCCUGAACCAUGUAAUUCUCAUCAAUUACAUCCGAGCCACUGACAUAUCUGGCGGCGGCAACGUUUUUGUCAUCGACCCCUACACCCGCAUGGUGUCUCUCAGCAUCAAAGCCGAUGAGUGGGCUGUGGCACUGCGAAAGCCAGGGAUCCUCAAGAGGAAUGAGAAGAUCAAGUUCGGCAUGACCACAACCAUCACCGAGUUGAAGCUGGACAAGGCAAAGUAUGUGGCCAACAAGGAUAGGUAUGAGCAGGCUUUGCAGGUGAUGAUUGGGAACCAAGAUGAUCUGAAAAAGAUCACCAACAAGGGCGGAGUUGAGGCCUUUGGACGAGAAACAAGUCUCGUGCUGCCGGCGCAGGAGGCCGGUGGAGCAACCGAAGAUUGA